AUGACGGCUAGGGUUCCCGAGGGCGAUCUUAGGGUUCAGGGUGAGGAAGAGCGAGAUGCUACUAUGGAAGAUAUCGGAGAGAAGGGAAGACCGCCAGGGGAGCCACCAGAUGUCCCUGGUUCCUGGGUAAGGAAAGUAAUAGGGUGUAACGUGGGAGGGAUGCCUGUUCCGGAGGAGGUUGUGGUAGAGGAGUUUGUAGAAUCGCGACUGAAGUUGGAGUUUCCGAAUGGAGAAGAUGGAGAACCGGUGAUAACGAUAGGGGAGGAGGUGCUGACGGCGAUGAAUAGUCUAUGGAAGAGAUGCAUGAUCGUUAGGGUUCUGGGGAGAAACGUUCCUCUCUUAAGCUUGAGUCGGAAGCUAAAGGAGUUAUGGAAACCGAAAGGGUCGAUGUUUGUGAUGGAUCUCCGUGGGCAAUUCUUCAUGGUGAGAUUUGAGUUGGAGGAAGAGUAUAUGGCUGCCCUAGUAGGUGGACCAUGGAGGACAUUCGGGAGUUAUCUUAUGGUACAAGCAUGGUCUCCUGAAUUCGAUCCGCUGAAGGAUGAGAUAGUCACGACGCCAGUUUGGGUGCGUUUAUCGAAUAUCCCAGUGAACUUUUACCAUAAAACAAUUCUGAUGGGAAUUGUGAAAGGAUUAGGAAGAUCGAUUAAAGUUGACCUGACAACUUUAAACUUUGAGAGAGCUAGAUUUGCCAGAAUCUGCAUGGAGAUUAAUCUCCAUAAACCAUUGAAGGGGACAAUAAUGAUAAAUGGUGAGAGGUACUUUGUCUCAUAUGAGGGAAUUUCAACUAUUUGCUCGACAUGCGGUAUGUAUGGACACCUAGUUCACGCAUGCCCAUGGAAUAGUACCGCAGUAACAGGGAAUGAGACGGACUUUACACCGGCGAGACAGACAAGGAGAAAGGCUGAGCAACAAAGGAGUACAAGGAGUUCUAUGAGAAGUAAUGAUGGGAGAGCCAUGAUGGGGAGUAAGAUAAGAGAAGUACGUAAUGCGGAUGUGGCAAAGGAAGUAACGGUGUCAAAUAGAUUCGGAAGUUUAGGUGAGGUAGAGGUGACGGAGGUACGAGAGGAUGAGGAGGGAAGUAAUGAAGAGAAUAAAGAAAAUGAGAACAAUGUGAACAUACGGUUGGGAGAUUCGAGUGGAACGCGUGUGGAAGUGAUGACCUUUGGUUUAACGGGGAACAAAGGAAAUCAGUUGUUUACUCGAGUGGGCUCUAAAGAGAAGAAGACAAGUAAUAUGAGAAACCCAAAUGUCCAAAAGCCCAAAUCGAAAGUUAUUGGGCCAACGCGGGGACUUGUUUUUGGUCCAACCAGAGGUGAAAUCGACAUGUCGGUGAACGGAAAACGUUUACGAGUUGAGAAGGAGAGUCUCGGCAGACCAGGUGGUGUUUUCGCCGGAGAUGGGGACUCAGCUGAGAAAGAGAGUCAGUUGGGUCUUGCUGGGGAACAGAGGAGCACGGGAAAAGAGAGCUCACUCACUGAUGAUUUGGAUCCUCAUAUGGAUCAAGUGGGAGAGGCCCUGAAGAGUAUGGAGGCAUAA
This is a messenger RNA of Brassica napus (rape), 1536 nucleotides long. RefSeq lists its product as uncharacterized. NCBI's taxonomy places the organism in Eukaryota, Viridiplantae, Streptophyta, Magnoliopsida, Brassicales, Brassicaceae. The transcript has 2 exons. Bases 1 to 1536 code for a protein of 511 amino acids. The record is from RefSeq and is a predicted model, not a curated record.